AUGAGGAGAGCGGAGGGGAAGGAGACCUCUUCCUUACUGGAGAUGAGGAGAGUGGAGAGGAAGGAGACCUCCUCCAUGAGGUUGAGGACACCGGAAGUAUCGGACUUUCCUCUCUUCUACAUCCGGGUCACCACUAUCUCCAAAAUGGCGGCGGUCAGGCAGCUGUUUGCAGCGGCUCAGAGAUGCGUCUGUGUGCGGAGUUCUCCCUUCACCCGGAGGUCUCUGUCCUCCUCCGCCGCAGCCCUCCAACAAGCCCAGGACAGCCAGGGGGAGUCCAGCCGGACAGAGGGGGCCUUCCAUGUCACCAUGAUCCCGGGGGACGGAGUGGGUCCGGAGCUCAUGCACUCGGUGAAGGAAGUCUUUAAGGCGGCCGACGUUCCGGUGGAGUUUGAGGAGCAUCACCUGAGCGAGGUGCAGAACAUGGCGUCCGAAGAGAAGCUGGAGCAGGUGCUGACCUCCAUGAGAGCCAAUAGAGUCGCCAUCAAAGGAAAGAUCCACACCCCCAUGGAGUACAAAGGUGAACUGGCCUCCUACGAGAUGAGACUCAGGUAUGGUCUGCAUACUCCCCGGGUACACACCACACAGGGCUCAGGUUUGCAGAGCGUCAGCGGGGUCAUCACGUGUCUGAAGAUCAUCACCAGGAAGAAAUCUACCCGAAUCGCCAAGUUUGCCUUUGAUUACGCCACGAAGAAAGGGCGCUCCAAAGUGACCGCUGUGCACAAGGCCAACAUCAUGAAGCUGGGUGACGGACUGUUCCUGCAGUGCUGUAAGGAGGUGUCUGAACUGUAUCCCAAAAUCCAAUAUGAAACGAUGAUCAUCGAUAACUGCUGCAUGCAGCUGGUACAGAACCCAUAUCAGUUUGACGUUCUGGUAAUGCCGAAUCUGUACGGCAACAUCAUCGAUAACCUGGCGGCGGGUCUGGUGGGAGGAGCCGGCGUGGUGCCCGGUGAGAGUUACAGUGCGGAGUAUGCCGUGUUCGAGACGGGGGCCCGUCACCCCUUCGCCCAGGCUGUGGGCCGGAAUAUCGCCAACCCCACCGCCAUGCUGCUGACCGCGGCAAACAUGUUACGCCACCUGAACCUGGAAUAUCACUCCGUCCUGAUCACCGACGCCGUGAGGAAAGUCAUUAAACUGGGGAAG
Nanorana parkeri is the source of this 1140-nucleotide messenger RNA. RefSeq names its product isocitrate dehydrogenase 3 (NAD(+)) beta (gene IDH3B). Lineage: Eukaryota; Metazoa; Chordata; Amphibia; Anura; Dicroglossidae. The record is from RefSeq and is a predicted model, not a curated record. Gene Ontology annotation, biological process: isocitrate metabolic process; tricarboxylic acid cycle. The transcript is spliced from 11 exons. The annotation marks the transcript as partial. Gene Ontology annotation, molecular function: oxidoreductase activity, acting on the CH-OH group of donors, NAD or NADP as acceptor; NAD binding; magnesium ion binding. Gene Ontology annotation, cellular component: mitochondrion.